AUGCCAAUGCUAGAUGGGAAGUCUACCCCUAGACUUCAACUGAUAUUCCCUCCCACGACUCUACUGGAGAUCUGGUGCUGGAUCUCGUGCAGAUCUGGUGACGAGUGGAGUGGCCCCAUUGCGGCCUUCGGUGUGACACCCGCUCUGCGGGUUGGUGCCCGUAAAAUCGACGUACAGAUGCCAAAAACAGUUAUGCGAAUAUUUUCAGACAUUUGUCUUGGAGGGGACCCUACUCCUCCCAACAUGGUCCACCACUUGUGGUGUUCCAGACGGUCCUAUUGGGGACAUUGCCCAGAAAACACUGGGCAGUGGCACAUAUCCGAAAAGUGGCCAGAAACUGAAAUAGUGUGGUUCCGGGUCUUCCCUCUGGCUGCACCUGCCCCGCUGUUGACAAACCCCCCAGAUCGUCGGAGUGUGAAGUCCAAGCAACCGAGUUUACCUGAUGACUGA
Messenger RNA from Suhomyces tanzawaensis NRRL Y-17324, 450 nucleotides. RefSeq lists its product as uncharacterized. The record is from RefSeq and is a predicted model, not a curated record. The coding region runs from base 1 to 450 and encodes 149 amino acids. Lineage: Eukaryota; Fungi; Ascomycota; Pichiomycetes; Serinales; Debaryomycetaceae. The transcript has a single exon.